This is a messenger RNA of Chelonia mydas (Green sea turtle), 4889 nucleotides long. RefSeq names its product FGR proto-oncogene, Src family tyrosine kinase (gene FGR). Gene Ontology annotation, molecular function: signaling receptor binding; non-membrane spanning protein tyrosine kinase activity; ATP binding. Gene Ontology annotation, cellular component: extrinsic component of cytoplasmic side of plasma membrane. The transcript has 13 exons. Bases 628 to 2256 code for a protein of 542 amino acids. Lineage: Eukaryota; Metazoa; Chordata; Testudines; Cheloniidae. The record is from RefSeq and is a predicted model, not a curated record. Gene Ontology annotation, biological process: protein phosphorylation; cell surface receptor protein tyrosine kinase signaling pathway; integrin-mediated signaling pathway.
AGCUGCGGCCAAUGCCCAGCGCUGGGUCGCUUGAAUUCCCUUCGCCCUCAGAAGACACCGGCCGGGCCAGGUCGGCGGGACCCUAGAGCUGCAGCUCCCCAGUGACCCGCGGGUCAGGGGAGAUGUGGGGCAGGGAGGGGUUAGGAGCUCUGCGAUCUGCCCCUGUGGUGGGCAGCCGGAGGUGAUUGGGGUGGUGUGCGCUCAGGAAGGACUUUCAACCCCCCCCCCCCCCCAGCCCCGAGAAGCUGCUGAUUGACAGAACCCCCGGCAGCCGCAAUCAAUGACUGGGUGGGACCGAGCGGCGGGGGCUCGUCCACCAGCCGAGGAGGGUUUGCUGGGACGGGUGAAGCUCGCAGCCCGGAGCGCUCUGGCUCCCACUCGCCCAAUUAAGCCUUGCUAAGCGGGGGGAGCAGCAGAAGGGGGCUGGCCGCGGGCUGCCCGCCGGUAAGAAGGACUGAAGAGACAGGGAAAGGGGCAGGCACCCUCCAGCGCGCUGUGCCCUGCCCGCCCCCUGGCCAAGGCGCAGAUCAGCCCGGUGCCCGCGGGCGCCAAAGGUGUUGGUUCUCCUCGGGCAGGUAACAUGGAGCAGCUGAACUGACCUGAGGAGCCAUCCCAGCUUUGCCCAGAAUGGGCUGUGUGUAUUGCAAGGAGAAGGGGUCGAAUAAAGGCCAGACGGAGAACAUUGAUGGCACGACCAGCUCGGCAUCGAAAUCCUGCUACGGCCCCGACCCGACCCAGCAGAAUCUCAGCAGCAGCUUCACCCGCAUCCCUGACUAUAACAACUUCCACAGCACGCCCGUCAGCACCGCCGGCGCCCCUGCCUUCAUGGGCCCCAGCCUCUACCCCGGCAACACCUUGCACGCGUGCGGAGGGGGGAUCACAGGUGGGGGGGUGACCCUAUUCAUUGCCUUGUACGAUUACGAAGCCCGGACAGAGGAUGACCUGACAUUCCUGAAGGGGGAGAAAUUCCACAUUAUCAACAAUACCGAGGGCGACUGGUGGGAGGCGAGGUCCCUGAACACAGGGGCCACAGGCUACGUCCCCAGCAACUACGUGGCCCCAGUAGACUCCAUCCAGGCAGAAGAGUGGUACUUUGGGAAAAUGGGGCGAAAGGACGCCGAGAGGCAGCUGCUGUGUCACGGCAACCCCCGAGGGACCUUCCUCAUCCGCGAGAGCGAGACCAGCAAAGGUGCCUACUCCCUGUCCAUCCGGGACUGGGACGAGACGAAGGGCGACCACGUGAAGCACUAUAAGAUCCGGAAGCUGGAUAACGGGGGUUAUUACAUCACCACGCGGUCCCAGUUCGAGACCAUCCAGGAGCUGGUCCAGCAUUACAUAGAGCGAGCUGCGGGCCUGUGCUGCCGUCUGGCCGUGCCGUGCCACAAGGGGAUGCCCAAGCUGGCAGACCUGUCUGUCAAAACCAAAGACGUGUGGGAGAUCCCGCGAGAGUCGCUGCAGCUGAUCAAGAAGCUGGGCAAUGGGCAGUUUGGGGAAGUGUGGAUGGGCACGUGGAACGGCACCACCAAGGUGGCAGUGAAGACGCUGAAGCCGGGCACCAUGUCCCCGGAGGCCUUCCUGGAGGAGGCCCAGAUCAUGAAGCGGCUCCGGCAUGACAAGCUGGUGCAGCUCUACGCCGUGGUGUCCGAGGAGCCCAUCUACAUCGUCACCGAAUUCAUGAGCCAGGGGAGCUUGCUGGAUUUCCUGAAGGAUGGAGAUGGCCGGUUCCUGAAGCUGCCCCAGCUGGUGGACAUGUCGGCCCAGAUCGCGGCCGGCAUGGCCUACAUCGAGAGGAUGAACUACAUCCACCGGGACUUGCGCGCUGCCAACAUCCUGGUGGCUGACAACCUGGUGUGUAAGAUCGCGGACUUCGGCCUGGCCCGCCUCAUCGAGGAUAAUGAGUACACCGCACGCCAAGGUGCCAAGUUCCCCAUCAAGUGGACGGCCCCGGAGGCUGCUCUCUAUGGGAAAUUCACCAUCAAGUCAGACGUGUGGUCCUUUGGCAUCCUUCUGACAGAGCUCGUCACCAAGGGCCGCGUGCCCUACCCAGGCAUGAAUAACCGGGAGGUGCUGGAGCAGGUGGAGCGGGGGUACCGCAUGCAGUGCCCGGGCAGCUGCCCCCCCUCCCUGCACGAGCUGAUGGUGCAGUGCUGGAAGAAGGAGCCCGAGGAGCGCCCCACUUUCGAAUACCUCCAGUCCUUCCUGGAAGACUAUUUCACUGCCACAGAGCCUCAGUACCAGCCGGGGGACAACCAGUGAGCCCCCCCUCUCUGAGCCAGCCAGCCGUGCCCAGGGGCCCUUCCCUGCGGCGGCUGCACCAGGCCAGGACUUGCCCUGCUAGCCGGCCGCACCCAGGCGGCACCGGGCCAGACCUUCCCUCUUUGUACACUCUGGGCCAGACCCUUUUUUUACGGUCCCCUUUUGGGGGUUUUGUUACUUUCCUGCCAUCCGGCACUCCCCUCGCUCUGCCCUUGGGAGGGAGGGGGUGCUUUGCACAAAUGCCUCCUAUUCUAAUGAGGAUCCCACCCCCCAGCCCAGGGCCGUUCUCGGGGAGGGGGAGAGCUGAGUGAGGCUGCCCUGUUGGUCCUGCAUGGAGAAAUCCCCCCGCACCCCUCUUUCCAGCUGCCUUCAACACCUAGCUCUUAACCGGAGAGAGGUAUUUUGUUUUCCCUGGGGAGCAAUGAGGCCGUGCUGCCCGCAGGGGCCAGGGGCCAGCCCGGCCUGCAGACAAUGGGGCACCCUGAGCUUGGAGGGGCUCUCAAUGUGGGUGCCCUGGGCUUCGGAGGUGGCAUUGGCCGGGCCCGCUGCACCUCAGUGGCCUUGGAUGGGGCUGGGCCAGGGCCAUCGCCCGUCCGUCCGUGUGUCCCCCCCGUUCCCCCCCACACACACACACACUGGAUUGCAGCAGCUUUGGAGCGUGUACGUCAGGCCGUUCUCUCCUGGGGCUGACGGCUGCCCCCCGUCUCCGGCCCCUCUGUUCUGGAGCGUCAGGCACGUGUGUCCCACCCCCCUGGCUGCUGGGGCCCCCCCUCCUGGAGUUAGCGCCACCAUCUGCAACACAAGUGCCUGGGGUGGAGGAGGGGGUCUUUGACUCGGCAUGGGGGGGCGGUGGGGUGCCCAGGCCAUGGGAGGCAAAGACGUUGCAGAAGCUAUCCACCCGCCAUGCAAGGCCUGGACAGAGGCUGGGAGAGGGGAUGUGUGGAACGUAACCAGUUUCUCCACACACACACACCCCUCGCAGCCUAGCCAGGUGCCCCCACCCCCCGGGCGGAGGGGAAAAAGAGGGCUCAGGGUGGUGGGGGCCUUUCCGUCUCUAGGAAUCCACGUCUCACUCGGGGGCAAGGGGAGGCUGUUGCCCAGCCUGUGCCAGCCCCGCCAGCCCCUCGCUGCCCAUCCUAAUGUGCUGUGGAACCUGCAGGGGGGGCAGCCCGCUGCCGGCUACUCCCCCAGCCAUGGAGGGAUGGGGGGGGUCUGGUCCUCAAGGCUCCUUCAGUGGCAUUACAAAGCCUGGGGGGUCAGGAAGUGUCUCCCAGGUGGAAGCAGCCCCCCCCCCCCAGUUUGUCUAAUCAUCUCCUGUGGCAGGGCAUAGCAUGCCCCCAGCCCCCAGCCAUGGGAGUACCUGAGGCCAGGGUCACAGUCCGGGCUCUCGGGGCGGCUGGAUGUAGGGCCAACAGGGUGCGACCUGCCCAGGGGGCCUGCACUAAGGUCCCGCGGGGCAGCUGGCUAGCACAGGUGAAGGACGGGGCGGAGGCUGCCGCUUUCUUCGCUGAGAAGCUUGGCCCUUUGCAUGUGCCCCCGCCCCCUGGCAGUGCCCAGGUGACAGAUGGAAGCCGAGCCCCCUGGGUUUUCUCUCCUAGCACAGAGCGGGAGGUGGGGGAAGCUAGAUGCUCCCAUCUCCAUUCCCCACGCAUGGCCCCCAGUUGCUUCCCUGAGGCACGCAGUGUGGUGCUGCCCUGGUGAUUGCACCAGCAGGGGGCGCUCCCCUGCCGCCCGCGUGCCCCCGGGGACUUGCACACUUUUGUAUGUGACUUUCCACCAAGCUGUUUGUUUAUUUAUAAGACUUUAACAAAUCCUUCUGCCCUCCUCCCGGGGGGGUGCAGGGGUGGUCCCAGUUCAUUGGCGCUCAGGGAGCCGGCUGGGAGACUGGUUUUCCUCUCCCUCCCCAUUCGUAAUUCUUGCUUUUGUUUCUUUUCCUUAGCCAGAGCCAAAUUGUUCAAGCCAUAAACUGCUGCUCGGGGGAGGGGAGCAGGCAGUGCCAAAUGCUUCUUAAACGGGGGUGAACAACCCCAAGGCUGGGCUGGGGGCGGGGUCCCAGAUUAGGCCGGUGUAGGGCAGGUGUGUGUCCUCCAUGGGAAUCCCAGGCCCUGUUCCCACUGGAAGGGACUCCAGGGUAGGGAGGUCGUCUUCCCCCGGCGAGCCCAGCCCCUGCAUCUCAUGCCCGGGGGUAGGAAGGCUCCCCUCUGGCCCAGCAAAACGUGAACGCGAUUGGCGCGGGGGCAAGGGCCACCCACUCGGCCUGAGUCACAAGGAGGCCAAGGUCCAGCAGCUCCUCCUCGAGCCAGGGCUGCGUCCAGGGUGUGGAGCCCCUCUGAGCCAGGCGCCGUGGUACCGGAGCCCUCUUUAUUCCAGGGUGUAAUUUAUAACCAUUAACUUUCAUUCUCCUUUGACGACAUCCAGCUGUGGGAUCUGACAGCCAGCCAAGGGGGGCUUGCUCCCGGCUGCUGCGGGCUCUGGGCCUUGCCCGCGGCCCUGUGUCCAUCUCCCCGUCCAGCUCUCCGUCCGGCCAGCUACAGCACAAACGUUCGAGGCCGCGCCUGCCUGGGGGGGUCCCGCCGAGGCUCCCUGUCCAUGCUGGGGGGGGGGGGGGGGGGUUGUGUUUUUUUUUUUAAUUG